Molecule: messenger RNA, 213 nt
Organism: Plasmopara halstedii
Lineage: Eukaryota; Oomycota; Peronosporomycetes; Peronosporales; Peronosporaceae
Exons: 2
Coding region: 1-213 (70 amino acids)
Source: RefSeq, a predicted model, not a curated record
AUGGCUCUAUUCCGUCGGGUUGCAGGCAUUCAUUCUCUCCUGAAACCUGUUGCGAUUGUGAUGCAGUUUUCCCAAUUCGUGGCUGUUUCAACGACCUAUUUGCCUGUUUGGCACCAGACUGGCUUUCGUUAUAAUGUGGUAUCAACUCGAACCAAUUUUUCGUAUGCUUUAAGAGCUGAAACUACUGUGUUUUUGCACCCUAUCCUGCAGUGA